ACAGCUAAUCCUUGAUCUCCCUAAACCACUCACAACUCCCUUUUUUGUUGCAGUAGAGCUGAUUUUUCAUAAAAUUGUUAGUGAAAAAGCGCUAAAGUAAUUCAAUUCGCUUGAAGUUUAAUUCAAUUAAACAUGUCAGCCAUUGACUUGCUAAAGGAGCUUAUCAGAGCUACGGAAAAGGCAGCGAAUAUUGCUCGAAUUUGUCGAAAAGACGAACAUCUUUUUAGUUUACUGGUGCAAGAAAAAUCUAAAGAAGAAUCCAAUUCAAGAUUUGAACACGAUUUUAAAACAUUAGCGGACUGUUUAAUCCAAGAAGCAGUUAAGCAUGAUAUCGGAAAAAAGUUUCCAGGAUUACGUGAAAAUAUUCGCGGUGAAGAAAAUCCCAACUUCACUAAUUCCAAUGGAGAAUCGAUCGUUGUGACUGUGAGCGAAGACAAAAAUGAAACCAUUGAUAAUAUUCAAAAGAUACUGAAUGGGGAUAGAGACGCAGCCGUUCAACUUGUCGAAGAGGUCUUCAGAGAAAUUGAAAUUGAUUUAGAAAAAUGGCAAAUCCCAGAAGAAUCUAUUUCCUUAGACAACGAUAUAAAUGAGUUGGGCAUUUGGAUUGACCCAAUAGAUGCUACAGCAGAGUAUAUACGUGCCCAAGAUAAAACAACAAAAUAUCCUAAUAUAAAGGCAUCAGGGCUUGAAUGUGUGACUGUUUUAAUAGGUGUUUACGAGACAUUACGUGGAGAUCCCAUUAUUGGAGUUGUAAAUCAGCCUUUUGCUAGCAAAAAUGAGGCAGACUCUUAUGAAAGUCGAAUAUUUUGGGGAUUGACCAUUGGUGAUUUGAAAUAUAAUAAUGUAAUGGCUGUCGAAAAUGAGGACAGAAUUGCAAUUCUAUCACCUUCAGAGCAGUCUAAAUAUGUAGAAUUUCUAAAGAAUCAACUCAAGUACGACAUUGUUUAUUCGUCGGGUGCAGGUCAUAAAAUAUUGAAGGUUGUUACUGGGGAAGCUGAAUUAUUUUUGCUUAGCAAAGGUACAACCUACAAAUGGGACACCUGUGCACCUCAAGCAAUUUUAAGAUCAUUGGAUGGGGAGUUAUUUAAUUUACAAGACACCCUCAUCAACAAAUCGCUGAAGAAAAUAUCCUAUCACGAUAAAAAAAUUAUUCGCAACACUGGAGGGUUAAUUGCAUACCGAAACAUCGAAAAAUUUAAAGAUUUUUUGAAGUUGACCGAAAGAUCUACAAUGCCUCCCGUCGCCAAAUCCUCCCGUAUAAAGGAUAAAUCUUCCCGAACGAAGGAUAAGCCAUCGGCCAAACCAUUGAUUUUAUCAAAGAAGCGCUCGUCAAAACAGCAUGUAGGAGAACGUAAUGAAAAAGGUAUAAUCUACGUAAAACAUCUUCCCAAUGGAUUUUUUGAAAACCAACUACGAACGUUCUUCUCUCAAUUUGGUGAUGUGACCCGAGUUCAUGUGGCUCGUUCGAAGAAAACUUUACGAAGUCGUGGCUAUGCCUAUGUUGAAUUUCGCUAUCGCGAGGUAGCUCAAAUCGCUGCGGAGACUAUGGAUAACUAUCUGAUGUUCGGAAAGAUACUUAAAACUGGAAUACUACCAGCAGGUGCAAAACGUAUUCCUCGGAAGUACGAAAAAGCUUUUGAUUCAAAUGGAAAGGAGACUACUACGUAUAAACUGUGGCUAAAACGAAUGAUUUAUAAAAGUAAUGGACCAGUUACCAAAACAAGAAUAGUGAAUCGCAACAAUCGAUCGCUAGCUAAAUUAAAAAAACUGAAACAGAAAUAUGCUGAUUUAGGAGUGGAGUAUGAUGUCACUGAAAUUAUUCCUGAUUUUGAUGAGGGCGAUAUCGUCAAGCCUGUUCGGGAUAUUGAGGAGGAAAUGGCACAAGCUAACAAGAAAAAGAAGAAACCCACCAAGCAAAACAAAGCACAAAAUCUAGAUGUGUUUCACCAAAACGUAAAGUCUGAUGAAGUUAGCGAAGACUCUUCCGAUAAUGAUGAAGACGCAAGCUUUUUACCACUGGAAUCCAAAGAUUGGGACGCCGCCGAAUCUGAUUCUGACGGCAUAUCAGAUCAAGCCAGUCAGCCGGCUAUCAAAAAGCAAACAAAAGAAGCAGCUCUGCAGUUGGCUAGAAAGUCAAGCUUACGAUUUGACAAGAUGAAAGACCAGAACAAGGUAAAAAAUACUCAGACACCGCUUGUAUUAGCUCCUAAAAGUCAUUCAGAUGAUAGUUCCCCUGAAAAAGGAAUAGGCAAACCGAAGCAAAAACUUGCACAGAAAGGGAAAAAAAUGACAGGUCGAAUAGUAAAAAUGUCUAAGAAAAACAACCAGAAUAUUACACGAGAAGCUAGCAGUCCCUUGAAAGCAACAGUGAAAGAAAUAUUGAAAGAUUCAAAUGUGAAAAAAAUGAAAGUUAAAGAUAUUAUCAAUAAGAAGAAGAAUUUUCGCCUCUUUGGAGAAGCGGACAAGUAUACUCAAUAAUGCAUGAGAUUAUCUAGAGUGAACAAACAGAUAACGAAGACAGACGCUAAUCAAAAAUCUACAAGCAUACGCAUACAUAAUACGGACACCUCAAA
Molecule: messenger RNA, 2573 nt
Organism: Topomyia yanbarensis
Lineage: Eukaryota; Metazoa; Arthropoda; Insecta; Diptera; Culicidae
Exons: 6
Coding region: 133-2478 (781 amino acids)
Molecular function (GO): RNA binding; inositol-1,4-bisphosphate 1-phosphatase activity
Source: RefSeq, a predicted model, not a curated record